Dreissena polymorpha is the source of this 1404-nucleotide messenger RNA. RefSeq names its product protein FAM177A1-like. The transcript has 5 exons. NCBI's taxonomy places the organism in Eukaryota, Metazoa, Mollusca, Bivalvia, Myida, Dreissenidae. Bases 103 to 621 code for a protein of 172 amino acids. The record is from RefSeq and is a predicted model, not a curated record.
CCAGGGUUGUUUCUUUUCAAGGAACGGACAGAAAACUAGAAACACAUUAGCAUUAAUCUAACGUAUGGUUAGAAAACGCGAUAGCAGUGAUACGAUAACAGCAUGCAUUUAUUAAUGAACUCUACAUUAACAGCCACCAUACCUCAUUCGAAAACAACUUGCCCUGGACACGUGCCUGUUGAGUUCACAGAUGUGGUGUUAGAAGGUGAGCAUGUGACCUCCAAGAAGAAGAAGGAGCCACGUCGACUUGUCCACUUCAGUGAUGGAGUACUGGAGGAGUACUCCACAGACGAGGAAGAGGAUCAACCUGCGCCACCGCCACCGAUCAACCCGAAAACACUAUCCUGGGUACCAUGGAUGUGGCAUUAUGCAUCUACUGCAGCUGUGAAGACACUAGGGGCUGCAGAUACAUGUGGUGAGAAGCUGGCAUGGUUCUUUGGAAUUACCUCCCCUAAAUACCAGUCUGCCAUUGAUGAGUUCUACAGACUGAAAGCUGAGGAGGAGAAGGAGGAGGAGGAGGUACAAAGCUACAAGAAGAACAUGGCCUUGCUGUACAAUGUCAUAGUGGAGGGCCCGACUGGAGAGAAGACUGUGGGGGACCCCAACAACCAGAAGUUCUGAACACUUGGCAAUAUUGAGUGGCGUUCUGAGAAAACUGGGCAUAAUGUAGGUGCAUAAAGUGUGGUCCCAGAUUAGCCUGUGCAGUUUACACAGGCUAAUCAGGGAUGACACUUUCAGCCUUAUUUGGAUUUUUGCUAAGAAGAGACUUUAUUUAAACAAAAAAUGUCAUAAAAGCGGAAAUGUUGUCCGUGAUUAGCCUGUGCGGACUGCACAGGCUAAUCUUGGACGACACUUAAAGCACAUUCAUUAAGUACCGUUUUCUCAGAACGCGUCUCUAUUAGUCUUACAUACUCAAUAUUUGGUCUUACAUUCUGUGCCACAUCUUACUUUGUAUACAGAAAUGUCUUGUAGUAGUAUGAAUAAGACAGGAUAUUUUUUAUCUGAAUUUAGACACUGUUAUGGAAAUAAUGGUAGUAUAUAGGUUUAACUGCUUGCAAAUUUCAAACGGUAUAAAAAUGUAAGAUUUUGAAGUAUAACUUGAAAACCAUUCGCAUGAGACUCAUUAAAUGUACUUGUAUUGUGUCUUGUAUUGUGUGUUACGCUACGAAAAAGGAGGCUUAAUGCAUGUGAGCUAAGUGUUAAGUAGACGCUGCACAGGCUGAUCUGGGCUCAUGUAUUAAGACCCAUUUUUCAGAGCUUAGGUCAUAUUUAAUCCUUCCAGUCCUUUAAAGAGAUCCAAUAGGUGUGGCAACCUAAUGUCUGUCCAGUCCUUUAAAGAGAUCCAAUAGGUGUGGCAACCUAAUGUCUGUCCAGUCCUUUAAAGAGAUCCAAUACGUGUGGCAA